AUGUUUAAGGCCGUACUGAAGAAAGGCAGAGAUGGAGGAGGGAGAGGGGGACAGAGGGACCCAGGAGAGCACCGCACUCACAGUGCCCAGUUGAAGGUCCCCGAUGCUGGGAUGCCAGGACUUCCAUAUUCAGACGGAGCCCCCAUUCCCGUCCAGCCGUACCCGGUAGAGGAGGUGCUGAGACUUGGUCUGUCCCGGGGGGUGUCCCUCUCUCUUCCCUCCUCCCCUUUACUCCCACCCCGUCAGCCCUACAUGCUCCCCCUGCACCCCAGCAACAAGUCCCCAGGUUCAGUCAGGAGGCUGAGGUAUGUGGAGAGUCCUCGUGUUCCUGACGAGAACAUCACCUGUGCGCUGAGGAACAAGGAGCUGUCCCAACCUGAACUGCUCUCACCGGCUCAGCCCGGCUCUUCCCAUGCCGCUCAGGAGCUGAUGACACGACUGGGUUUCCUACUGGGAGACGGCAUCUCCACCUCACCACACACACCUAUGGAGGACAGGAGCCCAGCCAAGUGUGUAGCUCCCAGGCAGGGGGUGAGUCCGGCGUCGACUCUGACCAGCAGCACGGCGUCUCCGGGCGUGGAGAGUCCGUGCUCGACGCUCAACCAGGAUGAGUCCGACAGGCCCGGCGUCUGCCUCCCCAGCCCCGCCCCCACCACCAUCACCACCAUCACCACGCCCAGCUCCACGCUGGAGAGCAAAGACAGCGGCAUCAUCGCGACUGUGACCAGUUCCUCUGAGAAUGAGGAGCGAGGAGGCUCCAGUCUGGAGUGGGCCAAAGGCGGCGGCAGCGGCGGCGUGAACGGGAGCGGGAAAGAGUGUGACGACCGCGGACCGUCCCCGUGCGCCACCGUCGCUAAGGAAGACCCGCCCUCGGCGCCCGCCGAAGCGCUGCCUCAAAGUGACGCUUCCACGGGGACCACGCCCCCCACCACCACGCAAACCACGCCCCCGGCAGACUGUCCUGUGACCUAUCACAGCGCUUCGCUCGUGAUGCCACGCCCCAACUCUGUGGCAGCUACAAGCUCCACUAAACUGGAGGACCUUAGGUAUUUGGAUGAACAAAGAAAUGCUCCCCAGCGCUCCUCCAUGCGUGUGCCCUGGCAUGGCUCACACACCGGUGGGCGGAGUCAGGAGAACAAAGCGCGAUUUGCCCCCUACAAGCCAGUGGACAUCAUGCUGAAACCGCUGCUUUUUGAGGUGCCCAGCGUUACCGCGGAUACGGUGUUCGUAGGCCGCGAUUGGCUUUUCCUGCGGUUGGAGGAGGUCCUGAGGGGGGGCGGGGAAUCGGGGGAGGGACGAGGAUCCGUCAUCGUGGGUAACGUGGGUCUCGGGAAGACGGCGAUCAUAUCGCGACUGGUUUCCCUCAGCUGUCAUGGCGGGCGCAUGAGACAGAUCGCCUCAAGCAGCCCUGGUGCCUCACCCAAGAUUACAGGUGGGAGUAGAACUACAGAACACCCUCACGGCCAAUCAGGUCUGACCUCCACCUCCUCUCUCUCCCCACCAGCCCACUGCUCCUCCAGCUCCCUCAGAAGCAGCAGCUGCCCGGGGACCCCCGAAAUACAGAGGCACAGAGAAGAGGCCGUGAAACGCCUGGCUAACAAGGUGAUAGCGUAUCAUUACUGUCAGGCCGAUAACACUUACACGUGUCUGGUGCCGGAGUUUGUGCACAGCGUGGCCGCCUUGCUCUGUCGCGCUCCUCAGCUGGGCCCGUACAGAGAACUCCUCCUCAGAGAGACCCACCUCCAGAGUCUCCUGAGCCUCCGCUCCUGCGUCCAGGACCCCGCCGCAGCCUUCCGCAGGGGCAUCCUCGAACCGCUCGAGAACCUCCGCAAAGAGAGGAAGAUCGCGGAGGAAGACUACAUCAUCCUGGUGGACGGUCUGAACGAGGCAGAGUUCCACAAGCCAGACUACGGCGACACCAUCGCCUCCUUCAUCACCAAAAUCAUCUCCAAGUUUCCGGUCUGGCUCAAACUCAUUGUCACCGUCAGGGUCAACCUUGUGGAAGUCAUCAGUCUCCUCCCAUUUCCCAUCAUCUCUCUGGACGAUUUUCACAGCAACUCAGACAUAUCUGCCGACCUUACCUCUUAUGUCCAGCACCGUGUGGAUGCUAGCACGGAAAUCGCCGGCAAUAUCGCCCUAAACGGCAAAGCCGAUCCGGCGACGGUAGCUAAGCUCAGCUCUCACCUGGUCUCACGGAGUCAAGGCUCCUACCUCUAUCUGAAACUGACCCUUGACCUUCUGGAGAAAGGCCAUCUGGUCAUAAAGAGCUCCAGUUACAAGGUUCUACCCGUCUCCUUGUCCGAGCUUUACCUGCUGCAAUGCAACAUGCGUUUCCCGUCCGCAGCCGCGUUCACGCGUGUGCUGCCGGUGCUCAACGUAGCGCUAGCCUCUCUGCACCCGCUAACCGACGAGCAACUCUUCAGGGCGCUGAACUCCGGCGCAAUUCGGGGAGGCUUGGAGUGGGAUGAUUUCACGCAACGCAUGGAGACCCUGUCCUGUUUUCUGAUCGGUCGGCGGGAUCGCACGCGGAUGUUCUGUCACCCGUCGUUCAGGGAGUGGUUGGUGUGGAGAGCGGACGGGGAGAGCACGGACUUCCUCUGUGAGCCCAGGAGUGGUCACGCCCUGAUGGCCUUCAUGCUGUCCAGACAGGAGGGCAAACUGAACCGCCAGCAAACUAUGGAGCUUGGCCACCACAUCCUUAAAGCACACAUCUUUAAGGGUCACAGUAAGAGGACGGGGGUGUCAUCCAGCGUUUUGCAGGCCCUGUGGAUUAGCUACAGCACAGACAGUCUCUCUGCAGCCCUCGCCUCCCUCAGGAAUCUCUACACUCCCAACGUCAAGGUGAGUCGUCUGCUGAUUCUGGGCGGGGCGAGCGUGAGCUAUCGGACGGAGGUGCUCAACAGCGCCCCCGUGCUGUGCGUACAGGCCCACCUAGGCCACGGGGAGAUGGUCUCUCUGCUUCUGGAGUUCGGCGCGCCCGUGGACGGCACCUCUGAAAACGGGAUGACGCCCCUCUGCUUCUCAGCCGCUGCGGGACAUUUGGGAGUGGUCAAGCUCCUCUGUAAGAAAGGAGCGAAGGUGGACCAGGCUGAUAAGAGCGGGCAGUGUGCACUGGUGCACGCCGCACUUCGGGGUCACGCUGUUAUUAUGGAGUACCUGCUGGAGCAGGAGUGGACCCCUGAAGGCCCCCAACAGAGUGUCAGCAACAACAACAACAACGACAAGACCAGGGUCCUCCAACAGGCUCUCAUCGCAGCCUCAAGCAUGGGACACACACAGGUGGUGAAGAGCUUACUGGCUCAGACCAAGGAGGAUCUGAAAGUACAGAUCGACGGCCAUGAUACUUUAUGGGGGGAGACUGCUUUGACCGCUGCCGCUGGGCGGGGCAAGCUGGAGGGGUGUGUCUUUCUCCUGGAGCAGGGUGCCGUGGUUACGCAGCCAAACCGCAGAGGUGUCUCUCCCAUCUUCAGCGCCACAAGGCACGGACACACAGAGGUGGUGGAGCUGCUGCUAGAGCACAGGGCAGAGAUUAACGCCGGCGAUAAACACGGGCGAUCCAUGCUUAUGGUGGCAGCCGCUGAAGGACACCUGAGCACCGUCGAAUUCCUCCUUUCUAAAGGAGCAUGCGUAACUGCCGUGGAUAAAGAGGGUUUGAGUGCGUUGAGCUGGGCAUGUUUAAAAGGUCAGAAGAUUGUAGUGCAGUGUCUCGUGGAGAGAGGAGCAGUGAUCGAUCACACUGACAAAAACGGACGAACCCCCCUGGACCUGGCCGCCUUCUACGGAGAUGCAGAGAUAGUGCAUUACCUCGUGGAGAAAGGCGCAGCUAUUGAGCACAUGGAUUACAGUGGCAUGCGCCCCCUGGACAGAGCCAUUGGCAGCAGGAACACCUCCGUGGUGGUCACCCUCCUCAAGAAAGGAGCCAAGCUGGGCUACAGAACAUCUCCGUACGAUCGAUCAGGGAAUGCUGCCUGGGCCAUGGCCACGUCCAAACCUGAUAUUCUCAUCAUCCUGCUACAGAAACUCAUGGAGGAGGGUAAUUUGUUGUAUAAGAAAGGGAAGAUGAAGGAGGCCGCUCAGAGGUAUCAGUAUGCUCUCAGGAAGUUUCCUAGAGAAGGUUUCGGUGAGGACCUCAAGGCCUUCAGAGACCUGAGGGUCUCGCUCUACCUCAACCUGUCACGCUGCCGCCGCAAAACCAACGACUUUGGCAUGGCUGAGGAGUUUGCCACUAAAGCCUUGGAGCUGAAGCCCAAGUCCUACGAGGCCUUCUACGCCCGGGCGCGAGCCAAGAGGAGCAGUAGGCAGUUUGGGGCGGCGCUGGCGGACCUGUACGAGGCGGCUCGGCUGUGUCCCGGUAACCGGGAGAUCCGGCGCCUGCUGGCCCGCGUGGAGGAGGAGUGUCAGCAGCUGCAGCGGGCCGGAUCCAAACACGCCGCCCAACACGUCCAUCACUCUGACCCCGAGGAAGACGAGGAAGAGGACGAGGACGAAGAGGAGUCCAUGCAGAGCGCCGACAAGAGCCCCGACAUCCAGAGCGCGAGGCUGAGAAAGAGCGACGACGAGGAGAGGUGCGAGGAAGGACAGGAGAGGCGGGCGGCCGCCCGGCAGCAGAGCCACUACCCGCAGACCCGCACCCUGCCCGACUCCCUGGGCCUGGCCCACGCCGACCUCCAGGGGCUGGGGACUUCCUCCUCCGGCCCCGCGCCUUCCUCCAGCAGGGCCUCUCACAAACGUCUCCCCUCCAGGCACGCUCAGAUUGUCAAAACCAGUCAGCACGCCGGGGGGUCUCUGCAGUCGGAGGCCCGGGCGGCGGGGAAGUUCCCGCCCCAGUGCGGCACCUCCAGCCCGAGGCCGAGCCGACACAGGCCCGCCUCGCUGAGGGCGGGGCCGUGCAUUGACAUCAGCCCCCUGGCCCCGCCCGCGGCGCCUCACGCCGGACACUCCGCGGACCGCCCUGCGCCGGGCGGCGGCGCUCCCCACCCCGGGCACCCGGAGAUCGGGCUUCUCUCCGGCCACCCCUCCCAAGCCCACGUCACGUCGUCUCGGGGGAACGAGCUCCUCUCCGUGUUGUCUCACGAGGGAGGUCCUGAGGCGCGGGGAGAACUGGGCCUCAGCAGCAGCGUGAGGGUAUCCAGUUCCUCCAGCAGCCUGGCCUCCAGCGGGAACCUCUCCGACGGAGGGCGCAACAGGGGUUCCGUCGCCAGCGAAAACGCGGCCGUCGCCGGGGACGUCGCCGCCAGGCCGGAGCGCGUGGCCGUGGCCGAGCACAAGCCCCGUCCUUUCAUGGGCAUCAUGGACAAAACGGCUCGCUUCCAGCAGCAACAGCAGGGUAGUCACGGCAACCCCGGUCAGCCGGGUCACCACGCCAGCCAGGGUCACCAUGGAAACGCGACCCUCGGCUACGGCCGUCAGGGUCACUCGCCAGACGGGCUGGGAGGUCACAAAAUCGCCGGGGGCAACCUGCACAACGGCACCCACGGCGCGGGCGAGUUUCACCAGGAGAGGUUCCACCCGGGAGCCCCCAGUUACAGGGAAUGCAACCCAGCUCUGACCCUGCAGCAACACUUCACAGACAGCAAGCACAAGCAGGCGAGCCUGGCCAGAGACAAUCCCAUUCUGAUCAGCUCCAUCAAACCCAAACGCUCCUUCAUCGAGUCCAACGUGUAG
Molecule: messenger RNA, 5664 nt
Organism: Chanos chanos (milkfish)
Lineage: Eukaryota; Metazoa; Chordata; Actinopteri; Gonorynchiformes; Chanidae
Gene: tanc1a
Product: tetratricopeptide repeat, ankyrin repeat and coiled-coil containing 1a
Molecular function (GO): protein binding
Source: RefSeq, a predicted model, not a curated record